Anguilla anguilla (European eel) is the source of this 2941-nucleotide messenger RNA. It is a transcript of the gene cldn12, whose product is annotated as claudin 12. NCBI's taxonomy places the organism in Eukaryota, Metazoa, Chordata, Actinopteri, Anguilliformes, Anguillidae. Gene Ontology annotation, cellular component: plasma membrane. The transcript has 2 exons. The record is from RefSeq and is a predicted model, not a curated record. The coding region runs from base 163 to 1254 and encodes 363 amino acids.
CGGAGAACGCGCUUCAGGAAGCUGUUUUCCACAGGAAAUAGCAGCCAAGCACACAGAAGGUGCGAUCUAAACAAAAUUGGAAAUGGCUGCUAUUUAGCAAACGUACACGCAGCGCAUCAAAUAUACUAAUCGAAGGACCACGCAGUGUCACAGGCAGCUAAAAUGUCCUGCCGCGAUGUACACGCCACCUCGGUGUUCGCCUUCAUCAUCGCACUGGUGUCCACGGGCGGGCUCCUCGUGGCGACCCUGAUCCCGCAGUGGCGUGUCACCAGGCUGGUCACCUUCAACCGGAACGCGCGGAACGUCACCGUCUACGACGGGCUCUGGGCCAAGUGCGUCCGCCAGGAGGGCAGCACCGGCUGCUACUUCUACGACACGGAGUGGUACGCACGGGUGGACCAGCUGGACCUGCGCGUGCUCCAGUUCGCCCUCCCGUUCUCCAUCUUCUUCUCCACGCUGGCGCUGCUCCUGAGCAUGUGCGGCAUGUGUAAGACGGCCUGCUGCGCGGCCACCCCCGAGGUGGACAGCAAGAGACGGUGCCUGGUGAACAGCGCGGGCUGCCACCUGGUGGCUGGGAUGUUCCUCUUCCUGGCCGGGGCCAUCGCCAUGGCGCCCUCCGUCUGGUUCCUCUUCUACACCAAGGAGAUGAACAGGAAGUACGACAGAAUCUUCUCGGACGACUUUGCGGCGUACAUGGCCAUCGGCUGCUCGGGGGGGCUGGUGCUGGCAGCGCUGCUGCUGUUCAUGUGGUACUGCAUGUGCAAGCGGCUGCCCUCCCCCUUCUGGCUCCCGUUCCCCGCCAUGUCCCAGAGCUACUCCACGCAGCCGCUCACCUCCAACGGCUACCCCUCGCCCGUCUACGCCCCCGCGCAGACCUACGUCCCGCAGGCGUACCCGCCCUCGGUGCUGGACGCGCAGGCCUACGCCCAGUCGCAGUAUCCUGAGUCGCAGUACCCCCAGUCACAGUACCCCCAGUCGCAGUACGGCCAGUCGCAGUACGGCCAGUCGCAGUACGCCCAGUCGCAGUACCCCCAGUCACAGUACGGCCAGUCGCAGUACGCAGCGAGUGCCGCGCCCCAAGGCUCCGCCCCCGACGGGUACGGUUCGGAGGCGGGCACGUCGCAGGCGUACGGCGCCCACAGCUACGCCCCCUCGCAAGGCUACGGGUCCGGCUACGGCGGGCCCCGCUACUCCACGCGGUCCCGGCUGUCCGCCAUCGAGAUCGACAUUCCCGUCGUCACGCACGAGCUCUGAGAGAGAGAUGGUCGCCACCGAGGGGCCCACACGUUUGCGGGGGGACCGUGGCGUGCCGUCGGAGGGCGACGGGCACGGGACUCGUCAGACGGGAACAAAAGCACUGAAUCAGCCGGAUCAGUCCUAGCACUACGGAGACACUGAACAAAUAAGACAUUGUCAUUUGCAAAUGUCUGUAAGAACACAGAUGCACUCAGCUGACAUCACUUUAAAAGUGCAUCAUACACCAAGCAGAAAAAGAGAUGGAUAGAAUGAAACUCUCGUUUUCGAGGAAGAAAACUCAUGCCACAUUGCAAAUUAGCCCGUAUUCUUUUUAUGAAAACAAUGUUUUUGUCAUUUCCAUUUGCACUUUCUUUCAGCCCCUUAAUUACGAUGUGAUUUCAGCUUUGCGACGUUUAUGUGCUGAUUAACAUAAACUGAUUUUUGAAGUAGCGCCUCAGAAAAGCUGCUUGCUUGUGAAACGGUCAAGACAUCUUGAAGAAUGAGUGGAGGUCAAAGUUCCUUAAAAAUAAAAAUGGCCACCACUGAUUUUUCAAGAUUUCUCAUUUGUGCCUUGGUAUAAAUUUUGUCCCGAGUUGUGAAUCAGUUCGCGUCUGCUGUGCCUUUUAACAAGUAAUUCACAAUUUAAUGCUAUAUUAUGUUGCGUUCAUAUAAUGCUUUUACGUUAGACAGCUUUUGACUGUGUCAGUAACACUUAGAAUAGGCUAUAUAUUGACAUUCUAAAAUGUGAAUGUGUGAAAUUAGUUUUUAACACUACAGAACCAGAAAAGAGCCAUAUCCUUUUCUCUUUCAGUCUUAAUCUAAAACCUUAAAAAUGAAUGUGCAGCUAAUUAUUGUCCUACUGUAGAAUGACGCAUUUUCAUGUACUGAAGUAUUCACAUUCAUGAGAAGUGGACCUUUUCAAAACUACGUCUCGGUAUAACGUUGCUCUUCAUAGAUGGCCACCUGUGUCAUCUUGUCUGUUAAGGAAGUCUUAUUGUUUUCACCUGUGGAAAAGCGCCCUUUGAUAUGCAGCUACACACUAGGACUUAAAGCUGCAUACUCUGCACCUCAGUCUUACUCUCUCUUUUCUAUGUUGUAUUUAUAGAUUUAAAUGGUCAAAGCACUAUUAUCGUAGCUGUGUAGCAUCCCAGUGCGUGUUCUGUUACAUUUUGGGUAGAAUUUCCAGAGAGCUUAUGUGAUUUUACCAGUCUUAAAACUCUCAGAUUCUUUAUUUUAUCUACAAAAUAAUUCCAGUAUUAGGCUACUUUGUAUAUAAAGAAAGUGAAUUUUUUUUUUUAGGAACGGCAGACCUGGUGAUUUCUGAGUUCUUAAGAAGAGAACAGCAAUUGGGAUGUUUUGCGCAGUAGUCACUCUUGGGGACACAGUCAUUUCUAUUGAGUCAUCACUAACCCCAAAGAUGCACAGUAGCCAUUUUGCACUGCGCUAGAUCAGUAAUAAAAUAAAUUAACACUUGUAAAAAAACGUGAUACUUUUAGUCACAAACACAACACCUUGCAGAAAAACACUACACUUUGCUUUUUUGUAAUUUUUUUUUUGUGGAUAACCUUCGUAUUUGUCAAACUCUGUGCACGGUCUCUUUUGAAUUUGCACAUGAAGUAGGCAGAGGUUAUUACAAUGUCCAAUUUGUCCAUACAGAAAAUAUCUGUAGAAUUGUAUUUUCUAAUAAAUGAGUUGUUUCACUUGA